AUGGUGGUGAAGCAAACUAUGGUGGUGGUGGUGAAGGGUAAUAAGCUUGUGGAGACUGCCGCUGCGAAGAUGAUCCAAAUUGUCGAGGAUGUGGAAGGUGGGUGGGGUGGAGUGGAAGGUGGUGAUGGUGGUGCUUGUAUGGCUGUGGAAGGUGGAAGGUGGCUCUCAACGGAGGAGGAAGCCAUGGCCGGGGCUUGUGGGUGGGGUGGUGGUGCUUGCGUAGCCGGAGCUUGUGGGUGGGGUGGGGUGGAAGGUGGCGGCGGUGGUGGUGCUUGCAUAGUCGUGGAAGGUGGAAGGUGGCCAGCAGCUUGUGGGUGGGGUGGGGUGGAAGGUGGUGGUGGUGGUGUUGCUUGCAUGGUUGUGGAAGGUGGAUGGUGGCCAGCAGCAACGGAGGAAGAAGCUACGGCCGGAGCAGCUUGUGGGUGGGGUGGUGGUUCUUGCAUGGCUGGGGCUUGUGGGUGGGGUGGGGUGGAAGGUGGUGGUGGUGUUUGCAUUGCCGUGGAAGGUAUGGAAGCCAUGGAGGAGGGUUUGUCUUGA
This is a messenger RNA of Humulus lupulus (European hop), 537 nucleotides long. RefSeq lists its product as uncharacterized. Lineage: Eukaryota; Viridiplantae; Streptophyta; Magnoliopsida; Rosales; Cannabaceae. The coding region runs from base 1 to 537 and encodes 178 amino acids. The transcript is spliced from 2 exons. The record is from RefSeq and is a predicted model, not a curated record.